AAAAAUCCUUCAUUCUCGCUCUAUCCACAUUGCUUCCAUUUUCCCUCUCUUGCUAUAUAAGCUGAAAAUUAAGCAUACUUUUGAGAGAAAUAUAGAGAGAGGAGAAGAUAGAGAGAGUUACAGAGAAAGAGAGGGCGGCCUUCAUGGUUUGAUGUUAUAGAAGAAGAAGAGAAAGAACAACCAUGGCUGCUUCUUCUCCUUGUUUGACUGCUACUGAAAAGAAGCACUGGUGGCUUAGCAACAGAAAGAUUGUACAUAAGUACAUCAAAGAUGCUAGAAACCUUAUUGCGACGCAAGAGCAGAGCGAGAUCGCAUCGGCUCUGAGCCUCCUUGACGCGGCACUGGCUCUAUCGCCUCGUCUGGAAGCCGCUCUGGAACUCAAAGCGAGAUCUCUGCUCUCUCUGAGGCGAUUCAGAGAUGUAGCCUUGAUGCUUCAAGACUACAUUCCCAGUCUCAAGAUGGCCGACGAUGAUUCAGGUUCGGUUUCCUCGGAUAGCUCGUCGCAGCCGUUAUCGAGGGAACGAGUCAAGCUUUUGCCUUCUGAUAAUUCGUCGUCAGGCUCAACGGGUCGUGAUCCGAUCUUCAAGUGCUUCUCUGUUUCGGACUUGAAGAAGAAAGCGAUGGCUGGCCUCUGUAAAAAUUGCGACAAAGAAGGACAAUGGAGGUAUUUGGUUUUGGGGGAAGCUUGUUGCCACUUGGGCCUAAUGGAAGACGCUAUGGUCCUCCUCCAGACCGGGAAGCGUUUGGCCUCGGCCGCAUUCCGCCGUGAGAGCUUCUGCUGGUCCGAAGACAGCUUCUCAUUAUCAGACUUAUCUAUAUCCGGUGAAGUCUCUGCCAUCAAUACCCCUCUGUCCCCUCCCCGCGCGCUUACCGAUUCUGAAAACGUCUCCCAGCUCCUCUCUCACAUCAAGUUCCUCCUCCGUCGUCGUGCCGCAGCCAUCGCAGCCCUCGACGCUGGCCUAUACUCGGAGGCAAUUCGUCACUUCUCGAAGAUCGUCGAAGGUCGCCGGCCAGCUCCCCAGGGCUUCCUCGCCGAGUGCUAUAUGCACCGGGCAUUCGCAUACAAAGCGUCUGGGAGAAUUGCGGAAUCUAUCGCGGACUGUAACAAGACUCUCGCACUCGACCAGACCUGCAUUCAGGCUCUUGAUACCAGAGCUUCCCUUUUCGAAUCGAUCCGGUGCUUACCAGAUUGCUUACACGAUCUCGAGCAUUUGAAAUUGCUGUACAAUUCGAUAUCGCGAGAUCGGAAACUUCCUGGUCCAGCUUGGAAGCGACACAGCGUGAGGUGCCGUGAAAUUCCUGGUAGACUCUGUGCUCUCACAACAAGGAUUCAGCGAUUGAAACAGAGAGUGGCAUCCGGUGAGACUGGAAAUGUUGAUUACUAUGCUUUCAUCGGACUGCGGAAAGGCUGUUCAAGAUCAGAAUUAGAGAGAGCGCAUUUGCUGUUAACUUUGCGGCACAAACCCGACAAAGCGACCGGGUUCAUGGAACGGGUCGUGUUUGCCGAUGAUCGUGAUCUUGAUUCGAUCAAGGACAGAGCGAAGAUGUCAGCGUUGUUGCUUUACAGGUUGUUGCAGAAGGGUUACUCAAGUGUCAUGUCAACAAUUAUGGAGGAAGAGGCUGCGGAGAAGCAGCGUAAGAAGGCGGCAGCUGCUUUACAGGCAGCACAAGCAGCAGUUCAAGUUCAAAAGACCCAGAUUUCUAAGCCAGAACCCGAAUUGACCCAAACCUUGGAGGUUCGGGUCGAGAGUAAAACGACAGCGUCUUCUGUUAAUCAAAAUCCAUUCCAAGGAGUUUUCUGUCGAGACAUUGCUGUAGUUGGGAACUUGCUGUCACAAGUUGGGUUUAACCGGCCAUUACCAGUUAAAUUCGAGGCGUUAAGCUGCUAAUUACGAAUUCCUAUUUCAAAAUUGGAGAACUUUGCUUGAGAUGUUUACCCGCAGCCGAAUCUCUCGGUCAUUUUCUCUCCAUGUACAAAGGAAAAAUUUGCUGCCGGGAAAUUUUGUCACUUUAUAUGCCUUUUUUUAAUAAUUUUAAUUUUAAUUUUGUUGUACAGAAUUAAAUUUCCCAGUACUUAAAUUUCGGGCUAUGGUUUAUCUUAGUCCCUCCACUUUA
Messenger RNA from Tripterygium wilfordii, 2115 nucleotides. RefSeq lists its product as uncharacterized. The coding region runs from base 183 to 1889 and encodes 568 amino acids. The record is from RefSeq and is a predicted model, not a curated record. Gene Ontology annotation, molecular function: protein binding. The transcript has 3 exons. NCBI's taxonomy places the organism in Eukaryota, Viridiplantae, Streptophyta, Magnoliopsida, Celastrales, Celastraceae.